UGUUCACGUUGCUUAUCAUCCAACCAAUUCAAGUUUAAUAAAGUAAAAUAAUCUUGUAGAUUAUUUGAAUUUCUAGCAUAUAUCUGACUCUCCCGCUUAUCCCUUAUUCUUGAAUUAUUUUUUUUCAAAUCACAAUAUUCUGUAACAAAAUCGUUUCUUCUCUGUUUUUCAUUGACGAUUGCUGCUAGUUUUCCAAGAUCACUUUCGUAAUUAUAGCAGUUGGCUUCGAAAAGAACUAGGUUUAGUUUUACUAGGUUUAUAUCAACAACUUGGGUAGCGUCUCUUAUUUUCUAAAAUUAUAAUUUUAUUAAGAGGACUUGGGUUAUUUGUAAAAUCGAGAAUGGUUCCGAAAAUGGUCCGGGUUAUCCGAAACCCAAUAUAUGAUUGCCCUAUCUAGCUCAUCCCUGAUUGGUAUCAGGGCUAUGCGGAACAUUUUUUCAAGCGAACUUAGGUCUUGUUGGAAUACUGUAAACAUAUGUCGGGCCUCUAUGAGAAUGUUGAUUCCUUCUCCUCCCGUCUUCCGUCUCCUUAACCUACCGUCUCAGAAAUCUCCUGACUAGCUGAUUGCUAAUGGUUAACUGCCUAUCUAAUGUGUCAUCUGAAUCCUGUAUGCUUUACUUUAAUAUAUUUAGAUUUAAGAUGAUAUCCCUUGUAAUGGGACAUUCGGCGUGUCCAUCCCUGGUCCCGCGCUAUGAUAUUUUCUUUACCUCCGUGGAAAAGCCCACACAUCUUUUAUUAAUUUCGUAUUUUAUCUCAAACAGUUCACUAAAUUCCAAUCUUUUAAACCAUAGUAAAACUUUCUCAAAUAUUUCCCCAUCCAACGUCUUUCCAUUCUUCAAAUCCUCUCUUAAUUCUUCCUUCUGUUUUUCAUUUAACCAAGAUGUAUGUAUUUUAAGAAUACUUUCCAAACUUUCUCUCAUUUUUCGUUUUUUAAAUUCGUCUUCAUUUUCUCCAUUAACACUGCUAUAUCUUCGCUUUCUUGAAAGUUGUUGAUCAAUUCCAAUUAAAGAGCUUCUGGUAUCUUUUAACACUUCUCCUUGUCCAUCGCUAAAUAAAAAUUAUUUUAAUCAUCAUUCUAACGCGCACCUUUUUGGGUCUUAAAUCAAAUGUAGGGAGGGUUAGAAAGCUAUAAAUUGAGAGACUUCUCUCGUCUCGUUCAUAUGGUCUACUCAUGUUUACAAAGUAGAGAUAGGCCAAAUCAGGUCAGGCAAAGCCGGGUCAGGCAAAGAUAGGCCCGAACCCUCAUUCGAAAAAUUUUUUGAAAACUCCGACCCGAACUCCUCUCACUUUUCUCUCAACCCUAUACAGUACACUUUCCCUUUAUUUAAAUGGUUUUAC
Molecule: messenger RNA, 1338 nt
Organism: Meloidogyne enterolobii
Lineage: Eukaryota; Metazoa; Nematoda; Chromadorea; Rhabditida; Meloidogynidae
Source: the annotation of a GenBank genome assembly